AUGGCCACAAUCAACGAUGCGAUAUCUUCUCUCAAUUACCAAAUCGCAAAGAGUACUUUUGGUAGGGUAUUUCGACUCGAGGGUUCUGGACAUGAUAAAGAAUGCAAAAAGUCAUACUUUUCCCAGGAAAUACGCGCUGGCAUGACUACAUUUUUCACCAUGGCCUACAUAAUUGCUGUCAAUUCUUCUAUCCUAGCUGAGAGUGGAGCAACUUGUGUCUGUACUCCUACAAAAGAUGAUAUCUACUGUGAGCGCAGUGUUGAGUACAGUGCCUGUCUAAGGGAUGUCAAGAGAGAUCUCAUCACUGCUACGGCAGCAGUCGCUGGAAUAGGCUCUUUCAUAUUCGGAUUCCUCACAAACCUCCCAAUUGCCCUUGCACCUGGCAUGGGCUUAAAUGCUUACUUUACCUACCAAGUAGUUGGAUACCAUGGUAGCGGAAAUGUAUCCUAUCAACUUGCACUUAGUGCAGUGUUUGUCGAAGGUUUUAUUUUCAUGGGGCUUUCAUUGAUGGGAAUACGACAGUGGCUCGUGAAGCUCAUUCCCUCCUCAAUUAAAGUCGCCUGUGGAGUCGGAAUCGGAUUAUUUCUCACCGAGAUUGGCAUGUCAUACUCAGGAAUUGGGCUGAUAACUGGUUCCGAUGUCUCCCCAACUGAUCUUGCUGGCUGUCUUCCCAAGUUUAUGGAUAGUCACGGCCGAUGCGAGAGUCACAAAAUGAUGAGCCCUACGUUAUGGAUCGGCAUCAUAUUCGGUGGCUUCCUGACCGCCUUUCUGAUGUCGUACAAGGUCAAGUCAGCCAUGAUAAUCGGGAUCGUCGCCGUUUCAGUACUAUCAUGGCCUCGUGAUACUUCCUUUACCUAUUUUCCGCGAACACCCGAAGGCGAUGAGCUACACGAAUUUUUCAAACAUGUAAUCGCCUUUCAUCCCAUCAAGCACACUCUCGGCGUUCAGGAUUGGAACGUCGGGGUUAUCGGCAGCCACUUUACUCUAGCACUCUUCACCUUCCUAUCCGUCGACAUUAUUGACGCCACUGCGACGCUUUACUCGAUGGCGCGCUUCUCGGGAGUCGUGGACCCCUUGACGGGAGAUUUUCCGCGCUCGACGCUCGCUUACUGCACUGACGCCAUGGCGAUCACCAUGGGCUCGUUUUUCGGCUGCUCGCCGGUCACGGCAUUCAUUGAGUCCGGUGCGGGUAUCAUCUCGGGUGGCCGCACCGGUCUUACAGCCAUGACGACUGGUAUUUGCUUCCUCAUAUCAAUUUUCUUUGCGCCAUUAUUUGCGUCCAUUCCACCUUGGGCGACGGGCUGCACGCUCAUUCUAGUCGGCUGCAUGAUGAUGGUACAGGUUACGGAGGUAAACUGGAUUUUCAUUGGUGAUGCUCUUCCAGCAUUCAUCACCAUUGUCGCUAUGCCUUUCACAUACUCUGUAGCAUAUGGGCUUAUCGCUGGUCUACUAUCCUACGGUAUACUCAAUGGAUUGAUAUUCCUCACAAAGACAAUAUCCAGCGGACGCAUUGAGCCUCCAGACAUAGAUGAAGCCGAGUGUUGGGUCAACAAAACUGGCGUUCAUCCACCAUGGUUUAUUCGAAUUUUGCGUAAAAAAUUAAGGGCUCGGAGGGAGCUCGAUGAGGACAAGCGGAGUUUAAGUGCAGUUUCAGACUCAAGUGAUCCUGAGUGGGUGGAAAUGGUGAAUUAUUCUAGAUAG
Molecule: messenger RNA, 1701 nt
Organism: Blumeria graminis f. sp. triticale
Lineage: Eukaryota; Fungi; Ascomycota; Leotiomycetes; Helotiales; Erysiphaceae
Source: the annotation of a GenBank genome assembly